AUGUCUGAGACAAGAAGAGCUGACAGUGUCACUGUUAAAAUUGAUAAUAUACUUGAUAACUUGUCUUCUACACCUUCGAAGCCCUCAAUGUUUAGAGUUGCUCACCAUUUACGCAGCAUAAAUCCAGAGGCUUAUGAUCCACAAAUAAUAGCCAUUGGCCCAUUUCACCGCAGUAAACCUAACUUGCAGAAGAUGGAGCAACACAAAGUCAGGUAUCUAAAGCUGUUUCUUCAAAGAAGAAAAGAGUCAAGUGUAGAAAGAUAUGUUACCACAAUAAGACACUUAGAAGACAGGGCGCGGAAAUGUUAUGCUGAAGACAUCCAACUUGAUGAAGAUAAGUUCGUGCAAAUGUUGAUUCUUGAUGGCUGUUUUAUCGUCGAAUUUCUCUAUAUGUAUCAACACAGAAAAUGUAGGGACAAAGAUGACCCCAUUUUCCAGUAUGAACAUAUAAAAAGUCAAUUGCUUCAUGAUCUAAUGGUAUUUGAGAAUCAGAUUCCAUUUUUCAUCAUUGAUCAUUUGUUCAGAACGAUCAAGAUCAAUAAUGAAGACAACGUCAAUUCUCUAAUAUGGCCUUUACUGCGAAAUGGCAUUUUCCCAGCGGAAGUAAAAGUGAGUGAUCUUUUUGACGCCCCCAUUAAUGGUCACCAUCUUCUUGGCAUUGUACAUCACUUCCAAUGUUCUUCAUUUGCAGAUAGAUUAUCUUAUAGGAUAUUACCUCAUAGGGAUCCUGAAUAUCUACAUAAUAUAGAUUCAGCUGCAGAGCUCGAGAAAGCAGGGAUUUCCUUCCAAAAGUCAGAAUCUGAUAGUUUGUUUCAUAUUGAAUUCGAAAAUAAAGUUAUGAAGAUUCCAAAAUGGAAAAUUUCUUUUUCAACAGAAUCAUUGUUCCGAAACGUGAUUGCAUAUGAGCACUACAACACAGACAGUCCUCGAAAAUAUGUGACAGACUAUGUAUUCUUCAUGCAUUGUCUCGUCCAUUCCCCUGAAGAUGCAAAAGUGUUGCAACGUUCUAGAAUCAUUAUAAACUUUUUGAGGAGCAAUGAAAUGGUUUACCGUGUAAUCAACCAGCUAGGCAAGAAUAUCAUGACUUCUGUUCAGUUUCCAUAUUCUAAUAUUUUCUCCAGUGCAAAUGAUCAUUGUGCGAGAAGAGGGAAUAGAUGGAUGGCAACAUUAAAGCAAGAAUAUUUCAACAAUCCAUGGACAACCAGUUCAGUCUUUGCUGCCAUUGUGUUGCUUGUACUCACCAUCAUACAGGCUACGUUUGCUAUUCUCUCAUACCGCAAUGAUCUCAAGAAGGGGAACUGA
Messenger RNA from Fraxinus pennsylvanica, 1302 nucleotides. Lineage: Eukaryota; Viridiplantae; Streptophyta; Magnoliopsida; Lamiales; Oleaceae. The record is from the annotation of a GenBank genome assembly.